AUGGCAAACUCUUGGAUAAAUCGGACGCCGUCUGGGUUGCCUCUGUGCCCCACCUGCAACAAAGAGCUCGGCUUCUGCCCGCACUCGCCCACGCUCAGAGAGGGCGCCAGGGCGGGCGAUAAAGAAGAAACAGGUGCCGCACAUUCUGCUCACACUGGAAGCGGCGAAGCCGUGCCGGACACGGGCGCGGUACCACUCGCUCUAAGGAUAAACGAGGCAGGCCAGUCUCACGAAAGUGCCUCGCCCGAAGAGCGUCCGAAGCACGGGACGAAGAGGCGGCCUUCUACUGCGCUGCAGGGCAAAGGGAAGCAACGGAGGGUCUUGGUCCAAUCCAAGGGCACCCCGGCAUUAUCUGCACCGGACGAGGAAGACGGCGUGAGGAUCCGCCGCAAUCCUCCACGCAGCACAAGGACCAGAGAAGAAGAAUGCAAAACUCGCCCCAAGAAAAGAGCGAGUCUCGCUAGCAGUGGUGACGGUGGUGGUGGUAGUGGUGCUACGAACGAUGCCGCCGUGGAUGAGAAAACGCGUUUAUUGCGAUUCCCAGGGUUUGAAGCAAACGGCACCGGUCAGCAGUGCAUCAGCUGCUACGAGGUCGCUCCCAUCAUGGUCAAUUUCGCUUGUGAGGGUCGACGGGAACAGGAGGCCGAAAAAGCGCGAGCGGCUGCGGAACGGCAGCAGGGGUCUUCUCGUGAAAGUACGGGUGCCGGGGCUGAGGCGGUCAACACGGCGGUGGCGAGCCGGUUAGGGAUGGACGUGCCGCACGUCAUGUGCGUCGACUGCUUCUGCGUGUACGUCGAGAGCCGCGUCAGCGAGCGCAUGCUGGUGACAUCGCGGGACUUCGACGGCUACACGGUCGGCUGCCCCAUGGGCUGCGCCGACAGCUUUAUCGACCCUUCCUGCUUCGAGGAGGUCAUGGGCGCAGAGUUCAUGGUCAAGUACCGCCGCUUCGCGGCCAUCCACCUGGCGUCCCACCUGCGCGUCGUGUGGUGUCCGGGCUGCCACUGCGGUGUCGUUCCCUCGGCGGCGGCCGCCGCCGCCGCAGGAGCGAGAAGGUCAAGCGUGAACCCUUUGCCAAAUCUCCAACAGGAACAGAUGGGGGCGGCGCGCUCCGGGGUAAGCAGUCUGUGGGGCGUGUGGGGGGGCGGGAGAGGGGCGGCGAGGUCGGGAGCAGAACGACAGGAGGAGGAGGGGGGGGAUGGGACGGCGGCGCGACCCCGAGGGAGCUUUUGCAUCGGAUGUCCGGGCUGCCAGGCGUCUCUGUGUAUGCUGUGCAGGGAGCUGCACGCUCCCGGUGUUAGCUGCGCCGACGCUGCUGCUGGUGCCGCUGUUGCUGAGGAGAAGAACGACGAGGAGGGUGGGAGUUGCGGCGGUGGUGGGGGGGGGGAGGGGAGCGGGGCAGCAAGGAGAGCGUCCACCGGGUCGCAAAAAGACGAAGAAGAGCUAGACGAUUCACCGACCAAGAGGUGCCCGGGAUGCCACGUGCCCAUCUUCAAAGACGGUGGGUGCAACCACAUGAAAUGCUCCAGGUGCCACUUCGAGUUCUGUUGGCUGCACUUGACGGAGUGGGUCGAAGGGGGCGAGUGUCAGCGUGGGCACUGGUCGAGCAAUCCGGCCCUCAACCGCGCCUACAACGCGCAGAGGAUGGCGCGCGAGAGGCAAAGAUGCACGAUAUCGUGA
Messenger RNA from Ectocarpus siliculosus, 1677 nucleotides. Lineage: Eukaryota; Phaeophyceae; Ectocarpales; Ectocarpaceae. The record is from the annotation of a GenBank genome assembly.